UCAAAUCCAAAACCCCCCAAAUCAGCUCCUAGAACAUUCAAUUAAACACAACACCGGAAUCGAAUCGACACAAUCAGUCGUACAUAUACGCCGUAAAGAGAGAGCCAUGGCGGAAGGCGGAGGAGAGGGGAAGAAGAGGGUGGUGGUGGAGUCGUUGGGAUGGCUGACGGAAUCCACCAUCAUGCCGAAGAAGCACCGCCCCAUCGACGGCGUUGGGGCGUCCUCGAUCCUCGAGCUCAAGGCGCAGCUCUACAAGUCCCAGGAGGAGUCCAAACGCCUCUCCAAGGAAACGGUCACCGCCGCCGAUCCACAAUACUCCCACCUUCAAGUCCACCGCGCCAAGAAUAAAAUUUCCGCCCACGACCCCUUCUCUGCAAAGAACUCCGGCGUCGAUGCUCGAGCCGCCAAGGACAAGCUUGAGCUGAAAGCCAUCAAGGAUGGGGCUACGAGCUAUGCUGCCCUGGAGAGAAAGGCGGAGUUAUAUGAUAAGCUAGUGAGAGGAGAGCUUCCUGAUGAAGAAGAAGAUGAGAAGUAUUGUGUUGAUUUCCUUCGCAAAGGCCUAGAGCAAGAAGAGCCAAAACAGCCUCAACAACAUGAGACUUCGUGCUCUGAACCACCAGAGGAAGAUGGAGAGGACGAUGGCUCUAUACCAACUAACACAAGAGCUCCAGGACUUGGGCGUGUGUCAGCCACAAUGGACAGAAGUGAGCAUAAGCGUUUUGUAAUGGAAGUUCAUGAAGAAGCGAAUCAAGCAAGGCAAAAAGCAUCUGAACUAAAAGUACGUAGGCAAGAACAAGUUGCUGCUCGUAGAGAGAAACUGAAGCAGGCGUAUCUGAAAAAGCAGUGCGAGAAAUUGAUUGCUCAAGCCAAAGCAUCACAGUGAAGUAAAGAUGUGAAAACAUCGAGAAGCUAAAUCAUUGAUCAAUCGUUCUCUUGAGAUGUAAAUUAAAACACGAGAGUUCAUUUUGAAAGUAAAAUGUAAACAUUGUUCAACUUGCUUAAAGCUAGAAUUACUUGGCUUUCAUGGCUGCCUUGUGAAACAA
Molecule: messenger RNA, 1043 nt
Organism: Ipomoea nil (Japanese morning glory)
Lineage: Eukaryota; Viridiplantae; Streptophyta; Magnoliopsida; Solanales; Convolvulaceae
Exons: 3
Coding region: 107-883 (258 amino acids)
Cellular component (GO): nucleus
Source: RefSeq, a predicted model, not a curated record